This is a messenger RNA of Danaus chrysippus (African queen), 801 nucleotides long. The record is from the annotation of a GenBank genome assembly. Lineage: Eukaryota; Metazoa; Arthropoda; Insecta; Lepidoptera; Nymphalidae.
AUGGCCGCAUCUACUAACAUUGAUCUGUCUGGGCCAUCUUUCUGCGUCGUGUCCGGCGCAUCUCAGGGCAUAGGUAGGGCUCUAGCAGUCGAAAUAUCGAAAUGCCUGAAACCAAAGUCUGUCAUGUUGCUACUGGCUCGCAAUAAACAGCAACUCGCUACUACAGCCAGUCUCUGUGAAAAUGAUGGAGUGAAAGUACUCAUUAAUUCUAUAGAUCUGUCGAUAGCUACAGAGAAAGAAAUGACUAACGUUAUCAUGCAAGCUCUGGGUGGACAGAAGGUUACCGAUUUUGCCAACUGCAUAAUAUUCCAUAACGUCGGCUCACUCGGUAACUUGGCUGUGGAGACAACUCGUAUGGAAAAUAUCGAGGAACUGAGAGGUUACUAUGAUUUGAAUGUGUUCAAAGUGAUAUCACUCAACACACAGUUCCUUAAAAUAUUUGAAGAGGUUGAGGAUAGGGUGAUCAUAGUCAACAUUACUUCACUGUGCGCCAUCAAGCCAAUGGGUGGCAUGGCUUACUACUGCAGUGGGAAGGCUGCACGAGAAAUGUACUUCCGAGUACUCGCUGAAGAGAAACGUCACAUGAGGGUGCUCAACUACUCCCCAGGCCCUGUCGAGACUGCCAUGAUAGAUUAUGUUCUCCAAGAAGCUGUUAAUGAAAACCUCAGGGAUGUUUUCACAUCGUUCAAGAAUCAAGGAACAUUGCUGACACCCGAAAUAACAGCUAAAAAAUGUAUCAAAGUUCUACUGGCUGGAAAAUUCAGUCCCGGGGAGCAUGUUGACUAUUUCGAUGACGAAUAA